Molecule: messenger RNA, 990 nt
Organism: Cajanus cajan (pigeon pea)
Lineage: Eukaryota; Viridiplantae; Streptophyta; Magnoliopsida; Fabales; Fabaceae
Product: Clathrin adaptor complex small chain family protein
Biological process (GO): Golgi to vacuole transport; intracellular protein transport
Cellular component (GO): AP-3 adaptor complex; membrane coat
Source: RefSeq, a predicted model, not a curated record
UUUGGACGGCCAAACUGCAGUCCUAUAACUCCUAAGCCACGCAACCAUAUUGGCCAGGACAAAUCAGAUGAAACGGUGCGUUUGGAGCAUUUCAUUCUACACGCUUUCUAGCUAGGCCUCGGAAAACACUGCCCCAUCGGCGAUCGGAGACUGAACUGGUGAAGCCUAUUCAAUUUCAGAAAUAAGCAAGAUGAUAAAAGCAGUGCUGGUGAUGAACACGCAGGGGAAGCCUCGUCUCUCCAAAUUCUACGAAUUUCAGCCCGUGGAGAAGCAGCAGGAAGCUAUUCGCAAUGUGUUUUCAGUCUUAUGCAGUAGGCCUGAACAUGUCAGCAAUUUUGUGGAUGCUGAGUCCUUUUUUGGCCCGGACUCUCGCCUUGUCUACAAGCAUUUCGCAACAUUAUAUUUUGUGUUCAUAUUUGAUAGUUCUGAAAACGAGCUUGCUAUUCUUGACUUGAUCCAAGUCUUUGUUGAAACAUUGGACAAAUGCUUCAGAAAUGUAUGUGAGCUUGAUAUCGUAUUCAACUAUAGUAAGAUGCAUACUAUACUAGAUGAGAUCAUUCUCGGAGGCCAGGUGUUGGAGACAAGUUCAACUGAGGUUAUGAAGGCUAUUGAAGAAAUAUCAAAACUUGAAGCAGCAUCCAAUGCAAUCAAUCUUGUUCCAAAAUCUGUUUCUAGUUGGAGGUCACGGUAAUAUAAUUGCAAUUAAGCUGCCGGAAGGAUCUGCGUUCACACAUACAAGGGAUCAAAAAGGUGAAGUAUCUAUGCAUAGGGGAGUCCGUAGGAUGUAUUGUCGUCCAAAACCCUAAUGUGAGUGCUCCCAUUUGAAAUGACUGACAUCCUGAUAUAAUAACGGGUUGGUUAGGCAAUUGGUGAGUUUGCAUUAGUGAUUCCCUACCCUUAUUGAUCAAAGAAACCGUGUACUGUACUGUACUGACCACUCAAUUGUUCCCAGAUGAUUCCAAUUUCACUUAAUCUGUUUGAUUCAAUUGA